AUGCGGGAGAAGUCACUGCGGGAGCUGAAAGAGAAAAAGCUUGCGCUGUAUGUUGAAAAGGGUGGUACGAACGCAGUUCCGCCAGACAAAUCUCAUUGGAUGUUGGUGAGAGUGCCAAAGACCUCAGCACGGAUGAUGGAGACGAAAGCCACAGUCGAUCUUGCAGGAACCAACGCCACUUGA
Peronospora matthiolae is the source of this 183-nucleotide messenger RNA. Lineage: Eukaryota; Oomycota; Peronosporomycetes; Peronosporales; Peronosporaceae. The record is from the annotation of a GenBank genome assembly.